AUUUUAUUCGUCAGAACAAAUAUUUUAAUAUUCUCUAUAGUUUCACCACACCAAUUAAUUAUAUUUUUAAUUUUAGAUUACUUGAAAGUAAAAAAUAAACCUGAACAAUCAACCGCUUAUAAUUCACCCAUGUAUUACUAUACUCUAUGUGUUCACCAAUGAGUAUGGCAACACCUUUGUAAUAAUAAUAAUUAAAUAUGUUUUUAUAAUUACUGUCGUGAGACAUACUAUAUUGAGUAAAAUCGCGGGUUACUCACGUGAAUAUACUGAGAAAACUGAGAAAAGCUCUACUAGUUUCGAACCACAGAGGGGUUCUUCCUCAUGA
Molecule: messenger RNA, 325 nt
Organism: Spodoptera littoralis (African cotton leafworm)
Lineage: Eukaryota; Metazoa; Arthropoda; Insecta; Lepidoptera; Noctuidae
Source: the annotation of a GenBank genome assembly